This is a messenger RNA of Hyaena hyaena (striped hyena), 2585 nucleotides long. Its product is annotated as B-lymphocyte antigen CD20-like. The transcript is spliced from 7 exons. Gene Ontology annotation, biological process: cell surface receptor signaling pathway. The record is from RefSeq and is a predicted model, not a curated record. NCBI's taxonomy places the organism in Eukaryota, Metazoa, Chordata, Mammalia, Carnivora, Hyaenidae. The coding region runs from base 98 to 991 and encodes 297 amino acids. Gene Ontology annotation, cellular component: external side of plasma membrane; plasma membrane.
UACCCAAGACAUCAGCAGUGGAAGUGAACUUGGCAGCCAGCAUCCAAACCAGCCUCGAGACCAAAGGCCUCAGACAUUCAGGAGUUCUGAGGGUGAAAUGGCGACACCCAGAAAUUCGAUGAGUGGGACUCUCCCAGAAGAUGUUAUGAAAGGCCCGACUGCCAUGCAUCCUGUUCAAAAAAUAAUUCCCAAAAAGAUGUCUUCAGUGGUGGGCCCUACACAAAGCUUCUUCAUGAGGGAAUCUAAGCCACUGGGGGCUGUCCAGAUUAUGAAUGGGCUCUUCCACAUGGCCCUAGGUGGCCUCCUGAUGAUCCACAUGGAGGUCUAUGCACCCAUCUGUAUGACUGUGUGGUACCCUCUCUGGGGAGGUAUUCUGUAUAUCAUUUCUGGAUCACUCCUGGUAGCAGCGGAGAAAAACCCCAGGAAAAGCUUGGUCAAAGCGAAAACGAUAAUGAACUCGUUGGGCCUCUUUGCUGCUAUUUCUGGAUUAAUUCUUUUGAUCAUGGACAUAUUUAAUAUUGCAAUUUCCCAUUUUUUUAAAAUGGAGAAUUUGAAUCUUAUUAAAGCCACCAAGCCAUAUAUUGACAUACACACCUGUCAACCAGACAGUAAGCCCUCUGAGAAAAACUCUCUGUCGAUAAAAUACUGUGACAGCAUACGAUCUGUUUUCUUGAGCAUUUUUGCCGUGAUGGUGAUCUUUACCUUAUUCCAAAAACUUGUGACAGCUGGCAUUGUUGAGAAUGAAUGGAAAAAACUGUGCUCCAAACCUAAAGCUGAUGUAGUUGUCCUGUUAGCUGCUGAAGAAAAAAAGGAACAGCCAAUUGAAGUAACAGAAGAAGCGGUUGAGCUGACUGAAAUACCUCCCCAACCAAAGAAUGAAGACAUUGAAAUCAUUCCAGUCCAAGAAGAAGAGGAGGGAACAGAAAUGAACUUUCCAGAACCUCCCACAGAACAGGAAUCUUUGCCAAUAGAGAACGAUAGCAUUCCUUAAACUACUCUUUUCCUGUCUUCUGUCUCUUUUUCUUAGGCAUUAGUAUUCACAGCUUCGAAGAGAUGUAGUCACCCUCAUUUCCUGAGGCCCUCCGCAGGCACCCUCCACACGUCUCUCUGGCCUUUGCACGGAGUGACCACAGCUCACUCACACCCGCUCGCUCUCGCUCGCUCUCUCACGCAGAGAACCCAGCCAUGGCAGGCGACCGUGUAGGCAUGCUUCCUGUCUGGGGCAGCUUCCUUAGAUUCAAACAGGGUGGAGUAAGCGCCGCACACCUGUCAGUUCUCACCAGCCUCCUUCUUGGGUGAGGCUUUGCAGUAGUGGGAGCAGAUGAUCUGCCUCGUCCCUCUGAACCAGAGACUCUGUCUCUGAUGAGUAAGAUAAAUCACCGUCCAGGCCAUCCCUACACUUUCUUUAAUUCCUUCCACGUCCACAUAGGUUGUGGAGUCCCUUUUGCACCAUUAUCCUAAGGAGAGUAAAAAGUUAACGAUAAUGAGGUGCAAUAAGGAACCAGUCUGGCCAUCUUUCUAUGGGGCUGACGCCGCGGUACAUUCUUAGACUGUCCACACCCCAUCAGGGAGCCUCCAAGUGGCCAAUACCCAACCCUUUCUUCAUACAAAUAGCACAGCUUAUAAAUGGGCACAUCUGUUUCUGUCUUAACUUUCCCUGACUCCUGCUCUAGGCUUUUGGUUGCACUGUCUACUCUCAGCCUUUAGGCAAGAGAAGAAAGAAUCAAAGAAGAUGCCAUAAUGAAUAGCCACAUCUGAAAUGAUAAUCAACGGUUGUAUUUGUAAUUUCCAUUUCACAGAGUAGUUUAUGGGAUAGUUACAUUUGAUCUUCCAUAAUCAAGAAAAAAAAUCCCUCUCCAUAUUUUACAAAUGAUUCAAAGAGCCUAAGUAACUUAAAAAUAAGUAAAGGUAAUUUGUUAAUGGUCACAGCUAGUGAUUUUUGAGAGCCUUCUUUCCUACCCAGAUCUUCUUACUCAAAUCCUAUAAUGUUUGAAAUAACCACAUUGCCUGUAUAAACAACUUGAGCCAAGUCAACAGGUUUUAAGAAGCACCUGCUCUCCGAUUAGCACGAAAUAGGUGUUCAGAGAGACACAAAGGAGUCAGAAAUCAAGUUUUGCUUCUCAGGAAUAAAAGGACAUAGACAUUCACAACAUUUGGAAAACUACUCAUAUCAUUAAUAUAUACUUAGUUGUUAGAUGACAUAAUGAAGACACUAAGUAUAUGGACAUUCUCAGAAAAGAAGAUCGCGUUUGAAAAUAACGGAAUUAGUUACGAUGCCAAAUCUCAGGCAAUAGCUACCCUAUUUCUCAGUUCCUGUUCAUAUUCAGAGAUACUAGUAACCUACAUAGGAAGAAUGUCUGUAAUCUAUCAAUUACAUUUGAGCAUUUUCUAUAUGUUAAAUGCUGCCAGAUUCUGUUACGUAAAUAGACAAAGUAAUUUCCCCUCCUUGUGAUAUUUCUACUUUGCUAGGGACCACCAACUGAAGAUAUUUCCUGUGCUUAGAAAAAAAAAGGUGAAACAUUAUAUGUAAAGUCCUCAAAAUUAGCUUUAAAUAAAUAAAACUAUAUUUGUGUUCUUGUCUAAAA